Ictalurus furcatus (blue catfish) is the source of this 7246-nucleotide messenger RNA. RefSeq names its product collagen, type IV, alpha 3 (gene col4a3). Bases 25 to 4995 code for a protein of 1656 amino acids. The transcript has 52 exons. NCBI's taxonomy places the organism in Eukaryota, Metazoa, Chordata, Actinopteri, Siluriformes, Ictaluridae. The record is from RefSeq and is a predicted model, not a curated record. Gene Ontology annotation, molecular function: extracellular matrix structural constituent. Gene Ontology annotation, cellular component: basement membrane; collagen trimer.
GGAGACACGUCCCGAGCCGCUCCGAUGCGCGCGACACCAGUGGGAAUAUUGUUCCUCGGAUUUGUGACGCUCGCGCACACCGAGGAAUGUGGAGUUAACGGGAAGCCCAAGUGCGACUGCAGUGUAGUCAAAGGAGAAAAGGGUGAGCAAGGCUUUCCAGGUCUGAUUGGAUCACAAGGGGAAGAUGGAUUUUCAGGAGAUGAAGGCCAACCUGGACCCCCGGGCUUCAUGGGUGACCCAGGAAUACAAGGUUUACCAGGACCGAAAGGCUCACGGGGACUCCCUGGGAAGCCAGGAUCCUGGGGUUCUGCAGGAAUACCUGGACUCCCAGGAGAUGAAGGCCCUCAAGGACCUCCUGGUAGCCCGGGAUGCAAUGGCACAAAGGGUGAACGUGGUUCACCUGGACUUCCAGGACUUCCAGGAGAUGUCGGCUUACAGGGUGAAAAUGGUCCCCCUGGCCCUAAGGGAGACACAUACUCCUUCCCAUAUCCUAAAGAUGUGACUGGAGAAAAAGGUUUGCCAGGUAGAGAUGGGCCAAAGGGUGAGCCUGGACAACAAGGUGACUGUGGACCAAUGGGACCAAUGGGACGUGUGGGACUUGAAGGUAAAAGAGGAUACCCUGGCGUUCCAGGAGAAAAGGGUGUAAAGGGAUCCAGUAUGAUUGGCCCCCGAGGUGCAAAAGGCGUGAGAGGUUUUCCUGGCAUACCUGGUGACAGGGGUGUCAUACUAUUUCUCGAAGUACACAGAGAGCUCAAAGGAGAACCAGGGGAUCCGGGACACAGAGGCAACUCUGGAAUUCCAGGCGAUCGAGGACUUUAUGGCCCUAAAGGACAGAAAGGAUGCACAGGAGAUCCAGGACCACUGGGGGAAGAUGGGGCAAACGGGCUGGAGGGAGAGUACGGUCUGAACGGCUCUCCUGGUGACAAGGGAUAUAGGGGGCCUCCUGGGAUCCCUGGUUUAAAGGGGGAGAAAGGUGACUGUGGUUGCCCUGGUCCUCCGGGAGAAUGUCUUCCACGCAAUACACCCGAGAAAGGCCAACGAGGACAUAAGGGCUUCCCUGGACCUCCUGGCCUUACAGGGUUUCAGGGUGUAAGUGGCUUUCCUGGAAAAACAGGCAUUCCAGGAGUAGGUACACCUGGAAAGUUUGGGGAUCCUGGUCCCCCAGGCUUAAGUGGAAUUAAGGGUGAAAAGGGAGAAUCAGCAUCUCAAACAGUAGGACCAAUAGGACGUGAUGGACCUCGGGGACAACCUGGACCUUAUGGUGACCCUGGUCCUGAAGGACAACCAGGAAUAUGUCAGGGCCCACCGGGGUUGAGAGGAAAGAAAGGCAUGCAAGGGCCUGUGGGUGAAACUGGAGAACAUGGGGAACAAGGUGAGAAAGGAGACCUCUGCAGACUAUGCCCUUUUUCACACCCUACACGUGCACAUCCAGGGCCACCUGGUAUACGUGGUCCAACUGGAAAGCCAGGUGCUAAUGGAAAAUCUGGCAACAAAGGAUCAAUGGGUAUUAAAGGGCAGGAAGGUGCACCUGGCAAUCCGGGUUUGAUUGGUGCUCCGGGCAGUCAAGGGAAACAGGGACCAAAAGGAGACCCUGGCUUUGUAGGAGCUGGGGCUAUUGGGGACCAAGGUGAUCCAGGAUUUCAGGGGCUCCCAGGGAAGAAUGGACAGAAUGGGAUACCGGGAAGACCAGGAUUUAAAGGCCCAAGGGGAGACAAGGGAAAUCCGGGCCCUUUUGGGGCUAAAGGCGAUAAGGGCGAGUCUGGAUCAAAGGGAUUACCAGGAAUCCCUGGUGAAACGGGAUUUCAGGGCUGCCCUGGAGUUGGAGCAACAGGGGAACCUGGUGACAAGGGCAGCUUUGGUGUACGUGGCCUGCCAGGGAAUCCUGGAGAUCCAGGUGAGAAAGGUGGCCCUGGUUUGGUGAUCAUAACACCUGGAGAUCCAGGGAAGUGUGGAACAAAGGGUCUUAAAGGUCCACCUGGGGAACCAGGGUGUCUGGGACCCAAAGGGUUAUGUGGGCAACCAGGACCUUGUGGUAUAAAAGGCGAAAAUGGAUUGUCACAACUGGGUUUACAAGGACCGCCUGGUUGUAAAGGUGAAAAAGGCAUUCAAGGUCAUCAAGGUCCACCUGGCAUUGGAGAACCUGGUAGUCCAGGACCCACAGGACAAUGUGGAAUACCAGGGUUAAAGGGCAAUAGUGGUUAUGGAAAUCCAGGGCCCACUGGCAGGCAAGGGCCUCCAGGGGAUGAUGGGACAAUUGGGCCUAUUGGUGAAUCAGGUUGUAAUGGAAUCGCUGGAGUUUUUGGACAGCCAGGGAGAGCUGGAUGCCCAGGGCCUAGGGGUGACACAGGAUAUGAUGGACCUCCAGGGGUGACUGGUCCAGCAGGAGUCUGUACUUCUGGGUGGCCAGGUACAACAGGAGUCCAAGGUCAGCAAGGAAUGCCUGGAAUUACAGGAUGUCGGGGUCAGAAAGGUAUGCAGGGUGAGUCCGGAUAUCAGGGGCAAGGUUUACCUGGUUCUGCUGGGACGUUUGGGGCACCUGGUUUAAAUGGACAAGCUGGUCCACCUGGUCUAGCCGGACCAAAGGGAUUGAAGGGGAAUAAUGGCAUGCCUGGUGGCACAGGCCCACGGGGGAACGACGGGCCUCCCGGCCAACCUGGAUGUCCUGGACCUUCUGGAAGCCCUGGAUGUCCUGGACCACCUGGGUCUAAAGGUAUAGCUGGCAGUGAUGGCCUACCAGGUUGCAGAGGUCCACGAGGCCAGAAAGGGAAUCGGGGAGAUCCAGGUCCUAAAGGAGACCCGCAAACUGUCUACAAUCCUGGCGACCUAGGAGACCCCGGAUGCAUAGGUCCUUCUGGUCUGACUGGGCUUAAAGGGGACAGUGGAACCAAGGGCCCAACUGGCAGAUAUGGGCAACAUGGAUCACAAGGCAGCCCUGGUCCACCGGGUCCUCCUGGAGAACGAGGCCGGGAUGGCUUACCAGGUGAGCCUGGUGUCGAUGGCUAUGUUGGAGAAGUUGGACUUUCGGGUCCCCCAGGUCCCAAAGGUGCCAAGGGGACACCUGGUCAAAAUGGAACACCAGGAGACCCUGGUACUCUAGGCGUAAAUGGCCCAAAAGGGGACAAAGGUGAACCAAGUUCUCCUGGACCAGGAGAGCAAGGACACCCUGGAGAGAAGGGUGAGCCAGGCAUACAAGGCCUUAAUGGAAAGAAAGGAGAAAGAGGAAGCAUUGGCCCUGUUGGUGUUCCAGGAUCAGAAGGGAUUUGCAGCGUGGUUGGCGAGACAGGACUACCAGGACAACCAGGACCCCCAGGAUUUCCUGGAGAAAAAGGUUUAGAUGGACAGCCAGGCCCCCUAGGUUGUCCGGGACCAAUAGGCCCACCAGGUUGUUCUGGGUCACCGGGCGAUCCGGGUCCUCAAGGUCUUAAAGGAAACCAGGGCAGCGACGGCAUUCCCGGACUAGCUGGAGAAAAAGGGAAUGCAGGAGCUCCUGGAUAUGGACCUCCAGGGCCAGCUGGUGCCAGAGGUAAACCAGGUUGUAAAGGGGAACCAGGAGCCAUGGGGGAAACUGGGCCUCCAGGACAAUGUGGUACAGUAGGAGACCCAGGGCCCUGUGGUGAACCAGGGCCACCAGGACCCCCUGGGAAUCCUGGUGCGCAGGGUUUGUGCGUGGAUGGCCCCAAGGGAGAGCGAGGACCUCCUGGACAACCAGGACCACAAGGGCCAAGAGGGAUAUAUGGUCCCCCAGGACAACCUGGUCUAGGCUUUAAGGGAGAUAAGGGCAACACUGGGACUUCUGGACCACGCGGAGUGUGUGGUUGCCCAGGAGACACUGGUCCACGAGGGUUUCCAGGUUAUGCUGGGAGCGAUGGUUUCCCUGGUCCCAAAGGAGAAACAGGACAAAAGGGUGCAACUGGAUCUCGAGGUCAAAGAGGAAGGGAUGGCUCACAUGGCCAACCAGGAUAUCAAGGAGAAAAAGGGCCAAAUGGACCACCAGGUGUACCAGGGGCGGAUGAUUACUACAAAAACACGCUUAUUCCCGGAGACCGUGGUCUGCCUGGAGCUCCAGGAAAGAGUGGACCUCCUGGAGUAACCGGUUCACCAGGACUUAAAGGGGCAACAGGAGCCCCUGGCCCUAAAGGACUUCCUGGCCAAGAUGGGUUCCCUGGUCCUCAAGGUUUACCUGGACAGAAAGGGAGCAGAGGAUUAGCAGGGUUGCCAGGAGAUUUGGGUUUUACUGGUGAAGAUGGUCAGAAGGGUUCCAGGGGUCCACCAGGACCCUGCUUGGCCAACAAUGCCAGAGAUAGCUUCCUGUUCACCAAGCACAGUCAGACACAAGACAUCCCUUAUUGCCCUAGUGGAUCCAGUAAAGUCUACUCUGGGUACUCACUCCUUUUUAUCAACGCCAACAAACGGGGACACGGCCAAGAUCUUGGCACUAUGGGGAGCUGUCUACAGAUGUUCUCCACCAUGCCAUUCCUUUUCUGUAAUAGCGAUAAUGUCUGUCGCUAUGCCUCCCGAAACGACUACUCCUAUUGGCUGUCCACUGGCACACCCAUGCCCAGUGACCUGCCCUCAAUCUCAGGUGAUACCCUGGCGCAGUAUGUUAGCAGGUGCUCAGUAUGUGACGCUCCAGGUAACGUGAUAGCGUUUCACAGCCAGAAUAAUACAGUCCCGUCAUGCCCCAUCGGAUGGCGGUCUCUGUGGCAAGGCUACUCUUAUGUCAUGCAAUCAGGUGUGGGUUCCGAGGGCUCGGGUCAGCCCCUGUCCUCUCCUGGAUCCUGUCUGGAGAAUUUCCAGAGGAUUCCCUUUAUCGAGUGUCUUGGCCGUGGUACUUGUAACUACUACUCAGAUGCCUACAGCUACUGGCUGGCCGCUCUGGAUCCUAGCCAGAUGUUCAGUAAACCAUCCCCGCAGAUAGUAAAAGAAGACUACCCGAGCAUCAUCAGUCGCUGUCAGGUGUGCAUGAAGGAGCCGUCUUGUAAUCAGUCAUCCUGAGCUUCAGAGAACUUUUAUUCAGCCGACGUUGAGACGGAACUUUGUCCUUGAACUUUGACUUUUCCCACUCUAAAUCCUAUUUCUGAGGUCUUCAAGAAGGUUCUUGAAGGAUGGAAAACAAAUGUAGUAACUAAUGGACUAAUUUACAGAAUGUUUCGGGAACUUUUGAACUAAUAACCCAUAUGUGCUAUGCUUUCUAACUUAGUGCGGAUGUAAACGUGGCACGUGGGGAUGUUGUUCUCUAGAACUAAGUGCAACAGUAAUGACUACGAACAACACCCUGUGAACAACACCCAGGGGACCCCCCGAUGAAAGGACACAAAUUCGUAGACACAACGAAAAGCCAGAGACGCAUGUUCCCAAUAAACACAAAUGCCUUUUAAUUUUUCAACGAGCAACCGGAACUCGCUCAGCAAGACUAGCCCUGUGUUUGUAGUAGGGGUGCAUGGUAUACCGGUACUACGGUAGCAUCUCGAUGCAAAAGCUUCAAAAUACCGCCGAUGCCACUGUUUUUUUUAAACGGUAGUAUCGUUAAUACGGUAGCACCGUAAGUAAUGUUGUACGUGCGGCAGUUUUGCUAAAAUGACACAUCUCACAGAUUGUGCAGAAUACACAAAGGUUAGUGACUCUUCAUUUAGCCUAAAUUCUUUACCUUUAUCUUUAAAGAUUUCCUGUUUGCUACCAAGCGAGCUAACGUUAUGCUAACCGCUGUGUCUAAAUAAUAAAAUUAGCCGUGUUUGCUACCAAGCGAGCUAACGUUAUGCUAACCACUGUGCCUAAAUAAAAAAAUUUGCCGUGUUACCUACCAAGCGAGCUAACGUUAUGCUAACUGCGAUGUCUAAAUAAUAAAAUUAGCCGUGUUUGCUACCAAGCGAGCUAACGUUAUGCUAACCGCUGUGUCUAAAUAAAAAAAUUUGCCGUGUUACCUACCAAGCGAGCUAACGUUAUGCUAACCACUGUGCCUAAAUAAAAAAAUUUGCCAUGUUACCUACCAAGCGAGCUAACGUUAUGCUAACUGUGAUGUCUAAAUAAUAAAAUUAGCCGUGUUUGCUACCAAGCGAGCUAACGUUAUGCUAACCGCUGUGUCUAAAUAAAAAAAUUUGCCGUGUUACCUACCAAGCGAGCUAACGUUAUGCUAACCACUGUGCCUAAAUAAAAAAAUUUGCCGUGUUACCUACCAAGCGAGCUAACGUUAUGCUAACCACUGUGCCUAAAUAAAAAAAUUUGCCGUGUUACCUACCAAGCGAGCUAACGUUAUGCUAACCACUGUGCCUAAAUAAAAAAAUUUGCCAUGUUACCUACCAAGCGAGCUAACGUUAUGCUAACUGUGAUGUCUAAAUAAUAAAAUUAGCCGUGUUUGCUACCAAGCGAGCUAACGUUAUGCUAACCGCUGUGUCUAAAUAAAAAAAUUUGCCGUGUUACCUACCAAGCGAGCUAACGUUAUGCUAACCACUGUGCCUAAAUAAAAAAAUUUGCCGUGUUACCUACCAAGCGAGCUAACGUUAUGCUAACCACUGUGCCUAAAUAAAAAAAUUUGCCGUGUUACCUACCAAGCGAGCUAACGUUAUGCUAACCACUGUGCCUAAAUAAAAAAAUUUGCCAUGUUACCUACCAAGCGAGCUAACGUUACGCUAACCGCUGUGUGUAAAUAAUUAAAUUAGCCAUGUUUGCUACCAAGUGAGCUAACGUUAUGCUAACCGCUGUGUGUAAAUAAUAAAAUUCACUGUGUUUGCUAUCAAACGAGUUAACGUUAUGCCAACCGCUAUGUGUAAAUAAUUAAAUUAGCCAUGUUUGCUGGAAAGCGAGCUAACAUUCCCAAUUUUAUGAUUUAUUUUUUGGAGGUCAUUUCCGAAUUUAAACUCUGAGGACAAUUUCCAUUUGCAUUGUUCUUGAGUUUUUCCCAGUAGCCAGUUAUUUAUUCUCAUUUAAUAACGUAUUCAGAGGAAAAUCUGGUUUGUCUGUUUUCAUUUAUAUCGAUGUAUUUCUGUAAAUUUGCUUUUUUUUGUAGACUUGAAUUUAUGAAUUAACACAAUAUCGUGUGGUAUCGUGAUACUUCAGCUGGUAUAGUUUCAUAAGAUAUGUUUAUGGUCAUUUGUAGCGACAGUAAAAUAAAGUUUACAAAGUUUACGUUCUCGUUUCAGGCUCCACUCGCAUGUUAAAUAUGUUUUGUAUUAAGAAUUGUACUUCUGAUGUGUUCCGUUAUUGUGGCGCUCAGAAUUACAUUGCAAAAUAAAUCUUGGACGCUACUGAG